Nicotiana tabacum (common tobacco) is the source of this 1440-nucleotide messenger RNA. The record is from RefSeq and is a predicted model, not a curated record. Lineage: Eukaryota; Viridiplantae; Streptophyta; Magnoliopsida; Solanales; Solanaceae.
AUGGCUAGCAAUAUUGCUUCUCUAGCAAACCAUAGCCAAAAUUGCACCAAAGAUCAAGAUGUUCUAAUAGUUAUGGUACCCUUUCCAGCUCAAGGACAUCUCAAUCAACUCCUCCAUCUCUCUCGUCUCGUAUCAUCGUACCAUUUACCGGUCCAUUAUGUCAGUUUUAGUACUUCUAUUCGACAGGCUAAAUUUCGCGUCCAUGGUUGGGAUCCUAUCACCAAUACCACUCCUAACAUCCAUUUCAAAGAAUUUCCAAUACCUUCAACUCAUGUUCAAUCUCCUAAUUGUUCUAAUAUGUCAAAAUUCAUAGCAUCAACACUUGAUUUAUCUUUAACCUUAAGAGAGCCAAUAAGUGCAUUUCUAAAUGAACUCUCUAGCACAACUAGGAGAAUGGUAAUUAUUUAUGAUAGCUUAAUGGCUUGGGUAGUUCAAGAUGUAGUUUCUAUACCAAAUGUUGAGGCCUAUUGUUUUCGCGCUGUUUCUGCUUUUACUACAAGCUCUAUUCUAUGGGAAGGUAUAGAGAAAUUUUUCCAUCUCCCUAAAUUUCUAGGGAAAUUUAUUGCUACCAAACUUCUUAAAAUUCCACAACAACUUCCAUCACUUGAGAGUAGUUUCACACAAGAGUUAUUGCAUUUUAUUUUUAUGCAAGAUAGACAUCAUAAUAUUUGUUCUGGAAAUCUAUUUGAUACAUGCAAAGUUAUUGAGGGGUCAUUUCUUGAAAGUCUAGAAAAAUUACAUAGGUUGUUAAGAAGAGGCAACCAAUGGGCUAUUGGUCCAUUUAAUCCAAUCAAAAUACAAAAAGACUCAAAAAAUUGUCACAAAUGUUUGAAAUGGCUUGACAAACAAGAACCAAACUCAGUAAUAUUAGUUUCAUUUGGAACAACAAGUUCAUUAUCUAGUGAACAAAUCAAAGAGCUAGCAAUUGGAUUAGAAAAAAGUAACCAAAAGUUCAUUUGGGUAGUGAGAGAUGUGUUGUUAGGAGAAGGUGAAGAAGUUAAUAUCCCAAAUGGAUAUGAAGAAAGAAUAGAAGGAAGAGGGAUUGUUAUAAAAGAUUGGGCACCACAAUUUGAAAUCUUGGCACAUUCAUCAACUGGCGGUUUUCUGAGUCAUUGCGGAUGGAAUUCUUGUAUGGAGAGUAUUACUAUGGGAGUACCUAUUGCUACAUGGCCAAUGAGUUUUGAUCAGCCAAGAAAUGCAGUGUUAGUGACAAAUGUGUUGAAAAUUGGCAUAGUUGUGAAAGAUUGGGAGCAUUGUGAAGAUUUGGUUACUUCAACAAAAAUUGAAAAUGCUGUUAGAAAAUUGAUGGCUUCACAAGGGGGAGAUGAAAUGAGGAAAAGAGCUAUGGAAUUUGGUAAAAAAGUUAGAGAAUCUAUGAUGGAUGGUGGUGUUUCUAGGAUGGAAAUGGAUUCUUUCAUUUCUUAUGUUACUAGACACUAG